GCGCGUGCGGGGCGGUCCCGGCCUCUGUCCGCUCCGGGUCAGACCUGGCGCCAUCCGCGUCCGCACCUGACUCGGCUGGGCGCCCCGGAGCGGUGGAGUGUCUACGGGCUCCCGCGCCCGUGCGUCAGGGAGCGCGCGGGGGACAUGGCGAGCGCGGGGCCGGGGCAGCCAUGGCUGGGAGUGGACCCUGGGUGCGGGGGGAUUUGUGAACCCCAUCCCGGCUCUGCGUUCCUGCGCCUGUGCGCCCCGCGGGACCGGCCGGGUCUCUGCGCUGGGACAGAAGGCGGGGUCCUCCCCGCUGCCUUCCCCUGAGGGCAUUUUUAAAGAUGUUAUUUGAAAAUGAGCUUAGGAAAGAGGAAACUCGAUGGGAUGGUGCUCGGAGUCCCUCCCUCUCGUCAGAGUGCUGUAGGCAUUUGGGGGGCGCAUGGUGGAGACUACUUCUGCCAUGAGCAGCGUUGCCCUGGCCUCGAGCACUAAAUGCCGGAUACCCCAGCUGCUUGUGACAACCACAAAACGCCCCCACAAAUCACCAGACAUUGGCUGUUCUCCCCGAAGCAAAGGCAUGAGAGCGUCCUUUUUAAUCUGGCUGCCCUUGUGAGCCUCAGAGGUUCCUGAGCUGUACACCGGGACGAUUGUGAGAAUUAGAAAUACAUGAGCCGAUACAUAGUAUGUGCUUAACAAAUGGUUACUUAUAUAUGUAACCAUGUAUGUAACUAUGUGUGUAUAUUAAGUACAUUUACCUAGGAUGUACAUUUAAAAAUUCAUUCUGUUUGCUAAAGGCUUAAUAACAGGUGUAAGGGAUAACUUUAAUUUUUUUUUCAUAACUAAUGGGGGCAAUUCCUCAUGAGGUCAUUGGGAUGUAAACGCUAUUAAACAAUUUUAAUACUCUAUAAAGUAAUUUAAUUCUAAAUAGCCGAGACAUUUUUCUUACCACGCUACCUGGGAGCAUAGUAUUACUAAAACAAGAUUUAAAUAUUGUAUAAAAUCUGUAGUUUUCCCAAAAUGUCAUUUCUCUUAAGUAUUAUCUAAAGUGCUAUCUUAAUUUAGGAAACAAAUUGGAAUAAGUUUACAGUCUCAUUCCUGGUGAAGACCUAGUUCUUUCCAGAGACAGUUCCACUUCAGAAGCACUUUACUUAAAAGGACUUGCCAGGCCGGACAAUGCCCAUUGACCUGGGGCAGGCCCUAGGCCUGCUGCCAUCACUGACGAAGGCCGAGGACUCCCAGUUCUCUGGAUCAGAUGCUGCCCUUCAAGAGGAACUCUCCAGCCCUGAGACUGCACGCCAGCUUUUCAGGCAGUUCCGUUACCAGGUGAUGUCUGGGCCUCAUGAGACCUUGAAGCAACUUCGGAAGCUCUGUUUCCAGUGGCUACAGCCAGAGGUUCACACCAAAGAGCAGAUCCUGGAGCUCCUCAUGUUGGAGCAGUUUCUGACCAUCCUGCCUGGGGAGAUCCAGAUGUGGGUGCGGAAACAGUGUCCGGGAAGUGGAGAAGAGGCAGUGACGCUUGUGGAGAGUUUGAAGGGGGACCCCCAGAGACUGUGGCAAUGGAUCAGUAUCCAGGUCCUAGGACAGGACAUCUUAUCAGAGAAGAUGGAAUCUCAAAGCAGCCAAGUGGGGGAAGUGGAGCCCCAUCUUGAAGUGGUACCUCAGGAGUUGGGACUUGAGAAUUCAUCCUCGGGGCCUGGGGAGCUUCUGAGCCACAUUGUGAAAGAGGAAUCUGAUGCAGAAGCAGAAUUAGCCCUGGCUGCCUCCCAGCCUGCCGGAUUGGCGGAAAGGCUGAUCAGAGACCAGGACCUCGGAACCUCACUGCUCCCAGCAGCACCUCAGGAACAGUGGAGACACCUGGAUUCUACUCAAAAGGAGCAAUACUGGGAUCUCAUGCUGGAGACCUAUGGGAAAAUGGUCUCAGGAGCAGGCAUUUCCCAUUCCAAACCUGACCUGACUAAUUCAAUAGAAUAUGGGGAAGAGCUGGCAGGACUGUACCUUCAUGUCAAUGAGAAGAUCCCAAGACCCAGCUGCAUAGGAGAUAGACAAGAGAAUGACAAGGAGAACCUAAACUUGGAAAAUCACAGAGACCAGGAGCUUCUGCAUGCUUCCUGUCAAGCCUCAGGAGAGGUACCUUCUCAGGUUUCCUUGAGGGGCUUCUUUAGUGAGGAUGAGCCAGGAUGCUUUGAAGAAGGAGAGAAUCUCCCUGAGGCUCUGCAAAACAUUCAGGAUGAGGGAACAGGGGAACAACUCCCUCAAGAAAGGAUUUCUGAGAAACCACUCGGUCAGCAUUUGCCUAAUCCUCAUUCAGGAGAAGUGUCCACUAUGUGGCUUGAGGAGAAGAGAGAGACCUCCCAGAGGGGGCAGCCAAGAGCCCCCAUGGCCCAGAAGCUCCCCACCUGUAGGGAAUGUGGGAAGACCUUUUAUAGGAAUUCUCAGCUUGUUUUUCACCAAAGAACUCACACUGGAGAGACAUACUUUCAGUGCACCAUCUGCAAAAAAGCCUUUCUGCGAAGUUCAGACUUUGUGAAGCAUCAGAGAACUCACACAGGAGAGAAGCCCUGUAAAUGUGAUUACUGUGGGAAAGGCUUUAGUGACUUCUCAGGAUUGCGCCACCAUGAGAAGAUCCACACAGGAGAGAAACCCUAUAAAUGUCCCAUCUGUGAGAAAAGUUUCAUUCAAAGAUCAAACUUUAAUAGACAUCAGAGGGUUCACACAGGAGAGAAACCUUAUAAGUGUUCCCAUUGUGGGAAAAGUUUCAGCUGGAGCUCGAGUCUUGACAAACAUCAAAGAUCCCACCUAGGAAAGAAGCCCUUUCAAUAGCCGGUCACCACACACUGUCUGCCCAUUUCCAUCUCCCAGCCCAUUAAAAAAAAACUCAGCUCCGUCAAGAAGAAUUAUGUCUCUAAGAGGAUACCCCUGAUGGCUCCUUUUUUCAUGGAUUGGAAAGAAUCUGGACAUGGCUUUGGACUUGGAGGAUAUCUUGGAUUGGAUUUCAUAAUGGCUUAAAUUCUUGAUUCUGCCUCAGGACAAAGAAUACUCUUUGUGUUUCCACUCAUCCUUCCUUUGGACUUAUUGGGGAAAAAGUCUAAAUUGGAGAUCCAGUUUUAGAAGUGCUUUCUGGGAGGCAUUUAAUGGGAUUAGCUGUAAUCACUGCUUAGGGGAAGAACCUGAGAUCAGCCCCUUAAAGUGGGUUCUAGAGCAAGUCUUCUGUUCCAGGAGAGAAGGGGAGACACAUAGAGGAGCGGUGAGCUCACGUGUGCUCUUUGUGAUGGGAUGAAAAACUAACUUCAAGUGUUCCUUGUUUGAAAUAAACUUAGCAGAGUCUCUUCCUAUCUU
Cebus imitator (Panamanian white-faced capuchin) is the source of this 3321-nucleotide messenger RNA. It is a transcript of the gene ZNF18, whose product is annotated as zinc finger protein 18. The coding region runs from base 1159 to 2805 and encodes 548 amino acids. Gene Ontology annotation, molecular function: RNA polymerase II cis-regulatory region sequence-specific DNA binding; DNA-binding transcription factor activity, RNA polymerase II-specific. Lineage: Eukaryota; Metazoa; Chordata; Mammalia; Primates; Cebidae. Gene Ontology annotation, biological process: regulation of transcription by RNA polymerase II. The record is from RefSeq and is a predicted model, not a curated record. The transcript is spliced from 7 exons.